Hippocampus zosterae (dwarf seahorse) is the source of this 1760-nucleotide messenger RNA. It is a transcript of the gene tpm1, whose product is annotated as tropomyosin 1 (alpha). Gene Ontology annotation, cellular component: actin filament. The transcript is spliced from 10 exons. Bases 134 to 1114 code for a protein of 326 amino acids. Gene Ontology annotation, biological process: actin filament organization; cardiac muscle contraction. The record is from RefSeq and is a predicted model, not a curated record. Gene Ontology annotation, molecular function: actin filament binding. NCBI's taxonomy places the organism in Eukaryota, Metazoa, Chordata, Actinopteri, Syngnathiformes, Syngnathidae.
ACAAGGAGGCAGAGCCUGCACUCCAGCUCCACGUUCACUGAGGCACACACGGCCCCAGCUCCUGCUCUCGCCUCCUGCUAACUUUUCCACUUUUUCCUUUAACGGAGCCUUUCCCACUUGGCAAUAAGCAGCCAUGGACGCCAUCAAGAAGAAGAUGCAGAUGCUCAAGCUCGACAAGGAGAAUGCCUUGGACAGAGCUGAGCAGGCCGAGUCAGACAAGAAGGCAGCGGAGGACAGAAGCAAGCAGUUAGAGGAUGAAAUGAGAGAGUUGGAAAAGAAAAUGCGUGUUACUGAGGACGAGCGAGAUAAAGUGUUUGAGGAGUUCCAAACCGCUGAGGAGAAGCUGCUGAGCGCCGAGGAGGUCGCCACCAAGCUUGACGAUGACUUGCUAGGUCUGCAGAAGAAGCUGAAGGGAACUGAGGAUGAGCUGGACAAGUAUUCUGAGGCUCUUAAAGAUGCCCAGGAGAAACUUGAGCUGGCCGACAAGAAAGCUACAGAUGCUGAGAGCGAUGUGGCCUCCCUCAACAGACGCAUCCAGCUGGUUGAGGAGGAGUUGGACCGUGCUCAGGAGCGUCUGGCCACUGCUCUGACCAAGCUGGAGGAGGCCGAGAAGGCCGCUGAUGAGAGCGAGAGAGGCAUGAAGGUCGUUGAGAACAGGGCCAUGAAGGAUGAGGAGAAGAUGGAGAUUCAGGAGAUCCAGCUCAAGGAGGCCAAGCACAUUGCUGAGGAGGCUGACCGCAAAUACGAGGAGGUGGCUCGUAAGCUGGUCAUCAUUGAGAGUGACCUGGAGCGUACAGAGGAGCGCGCCGAGCUCUCAGAAAGCAAAUGCUCUGAGCUGGAGGAAGAGUUGAAAACUGUGACCAACAACCUGAAGUCACUGGAGGCCCAGGCUGACAAGUACUCGCAGAAGGAGGACAAAUACGAGGAGGAGAUCAAGGUCCUCACCGACAAGCUGAAGGAGGCCGAGACCCGCGCUGAGUUCGCCGAGAGAUCAGUAGCCAAGCUUGAGAAGACCAUUGAUGACCUGGAGGAAAAACUUGCCCAUGCCAAAGAGGAGAAUCUCGACAUGCACCAGAUGUUGGACCAGACUUUAAUGGAACUGAAUAAUUUGUGAAAGCACAGUCUAACCCUGACAUGCACUGCAGUUUGGCUUUUUUGUACUUGCACCUUUGCUACCCAAUCAACCUGUACCUUGUCCAUGGUGCAGCGCAACCAGCCAGAUGCUAUUUUUCUUGCACCAACCUGCCUUCAGUGGAACUCAACCAAGGAGCUAAGGGAAGUAAAACGUAACCAUUCCUUCCGAUGAAUUUAAAGUCGGAAGCAUAUUUGUUUUUGCAAACCAGUUUUUAUACUGUAACAAUCCUUGGGUGGAAUUACAGGUGACUGUGGUUACAUAGAUAUUUUUAUUUUUACAUCUGUUGAUAGUUACAUUCUAUUCCACCUUAGGUUUUGCACAUACCAAAGGACAAAGUGGAGAAAUUUAGCACUUCACCUCACAAUAAUGCCUUUUUCUUUUUCUGCGUUCUUCACGAAAGACUGUCAACGCACUCCUCUUGUGAAACUUCAGUAUAUAAACUGGUGCUAUUCAUAUUUAGGCUGUAUUCGUUUGUAACAGCCACAGUCCUAAAUUUGUUCAUUUUGUCUGUGUGGUUUCAGACAUCUGGUUGUGCAUUGUUUUAGCAUUUUUAAAGUUGAUGUUUCAAAUGUUUAUCGUAUUUGAAAUGAUUCAAUUCUAAAAUAAAUUAAAGCACGUGUUCAAA